AUGUGUUUUAAUGUAACAAGCAAAGAUCCAAGAUGUAAUAUGACAAUGAAUAAUAAUGCUACCAUAUUUAGUAAUAUAUCAUUGAAUACAACAAUAGAUAUUGAUAAGAGAAUUCCGGCAGCUGAAGAAUUUUUCAAUUUAUUAUUAUUGGGUAAAAGUGAAAAGAUUGAAGAUUUUGGUGUACCUCAAAAAUAUUAUGCACUGGUGUUAUUAGGUGCAUGGAUUGUUGUAUGUUUAUGUAUUAUAAGAGGUGUCAAAUCAUCUGGAAAAGUUGCUUAUUUUACAGCAAUAUUUCCAUAUAUUGUUUUAACCAUACUAAUAAUACAAAGUGGAACAUUAAAAGGUGCUAUAGAUGGUGUUAAAUUUUAUGUGAUACCACAGUGGGAUCGUGUUGGACAACAAAUGUGCAUUGUUGUUUCCUGUGAUUGUCUAACAGGCGUCUUUGCUGGUUUUGCUGUUUUCUCAACAAUUGGUUUUUUAGCGAAAGAAUUGAAUGUAACUGUUGAUUCAUAUUCAGCAAGAAGUGGACCGGGCCUUGCAUUCAUAACAUAUCCAGAAGCAAUUACACAUAGUCAGUAUGGCGAUGUGCCUGCCAGUCCAUUUUUUUCAAUUAUUUUCUUUCUUAUGUUAUUGACACUUGGAUUAGGUUCACAGUUUGCAUACACCGACGUUCCAAUAACAACACUUGUUGAAUUAUGUCCAAGAUUAAAAAAUAAAAGAUCGUCUGCUGUUAUUAUAACUUGUGCAACAGCAUAUCUUGUCAGUUUACCUUUCACAUGCCCAGGUGGAUAUUACUGGUUUGAAUUACUACAAGAAUAUGCAGCAAAUUUAUCGAUGAUUGUCGUUGGCUUUAUUGAAGUUAUUACUGUUGCUUAUAUUUAUGGUUUUAAUAGAUUUAUGAAUGAUGUUAAAAUGAUGAUAGAAAAACGCGCUGCUGAAUAUUUUUUAUUUUUUACUUGGAGAAUAAGUGCACCAUUACUUAUGCUGAUAAUAAUAAUAUCAAAGUUAAUUCAAUCAAAACCACUUGAAAGUGGUACAUAUAAAUUUCCGAACUGGAGUUUGGCACUUGGAUGGAUUAUAUUUAUUAUUUGUUGUAUACCAAUACCAAUUGUUUACAUUAUUCAUUAUAUAAGAGAAUAUAGACAAAUAUCAAGACAAGAUUCAUUACAAGCACUUAAUUAUAAAACACAAUACCAGCUUAAGUUUGAUCGAGAGCAUGAAGAGCAACCGCGCUACUUGGAGGCAUUUACACGAAUUAAUUUACCAGCUGAUGAUUGGGGACCAAAGAAAAAUGUUAAUCGAAUUGGUAUUUAUGCACAUUUAAAUAAAAAUAUUGUACCGAUGAAUGGUUAUUCAGUUGUGGAAAAAGAAACAGGCUCAAUAAAUGAUUCAGAAUCGUUAUCAAUACCACGAUUUAAUGGUGUUAAAAGUCAACAUUAUAUAGAUGAUGAUGGUUUCAUCCGUGAGCGUUUAAUUUAUGGUAAUGGAAACGCUAAACAAAUUAAUUUGGUUGCACAACAAGCUCGUGCGAAUCAAAUAUCAUCAGUAAACAACAGUGGUCAAAUAUUUGUGAUCAGCGAUCAGAAUGUUGAAUUGGCUUAUGUGGUCGAAACGGUGGUUACAGAAUUAACGCAAGUGGAAGAUGAAAUGAAAUCGGGAACUCUAAAUGGACAAGCUCGGUCACUGAUUACACGUAUCCUUUACAACAUGCAAUGUCUUCAUUCUAAUAUCUUAGUUAAAUUGGUUACCGAUAUUGAAAAUAAUGAACAUAAUGUUGAUUUUUUGACAUCGGAACAAAAACUUGUGUUAUAUCGGCAAUUAUUUUCUAAAAAUCCAUCAAUUACUAGUCUAAAUAUGUCAAUGGCGUCAUUACUUAAACAUUUGAUUUACGAGCAGAACAUUGAUUUCGUGAAACAAAAUGUAUCAAAUAAAAAAGAUGAAACUGAACCAGCAAUUAUUGUUCAACUACGUAUCAGUACAACUUUCACAUUACCAACAAACAUAGAUAAUAACGCAUUUCAUCUUUUUGAGGUACACUGUCUUCCAUUUUUUGUACAAAACGUUGGAUAUGAAACAACUGAAGUCCCGAUAUUUAUUGGAAUGAAUGUCAAAACAAAUAAGUUUAUAGAAUUGUACAGAAGAGGAUAUGGGGAUGUUUCUAUGUUCGUGGACUAA
Didymodactylos carnosus is the source of this 2175-nucleotide messenger RNA. The record is from the annotation of a GenBank genome assembly. Lineage: Eukaryota; Metazoa; Rotifera; Eurotatoria; Philodinida; Philodinidae.